Drosophila grimshawi is the source of this 2601-nucleotide messenger RNA. It is a transcript of the gene Naglu, whose product is annotated as alpha-N-acetylglucosaminidase. The transcript is spliced from 2 exons. The record is from RefSeq and is a predicted model, not a curated record. Bases 128 to 2443 code for a protein of 771 amino acids. Lineage: Eukaryota; Metazoa; Arthropoda; Insecta; Diptera; Drosophilidae.
UUCUCUACAUACAUCUACAGCAGCAGCUUAAGCGAUCAAGUUCAUUAUCAACAAAUAGAGAGAGAGAAAAAGAGAGCAAAUCGCAGAGGCAUUGUCAGUGCUAGUUUUGCCGUUGACAUUAAUUGUCAUGGCGGGCAAUCUCAGUGUUUUCCACAUAUUGUGGAUCUUGGCCUUGGUUGGCUCUUCGGUUCAUUGCCAUUUUGGGCCGGAGCUGGUUGCGCGUGUGGCGCCACAAGUAUCGCCAGAUGUCCAGGAGGAAGCAGUUCGCCAGCUUAUGCAACGUGUGCUGGGCGAUCGGGCCUCAAAUCUAUUCGAGGUGGAGGUGAACAAGGCUCUCGAAUUGCGCAGCUAUCAAUUCCGUCAGCUGGAUAAUGGCAAAGUGCUGAUAGUCGGCUGGGAUGGGGUCUCCGUGUGCAAGGGUUUCCAUUACUAUCUGAAGUAUGUGUUGAACAUGGAUCUGGAUUGGUUUAAGACGCACAUCGAGCUGCCCGCGCAACUGCAGCCCAAGAAUGUGACGCACAGCUCAGAGUCGGCCAGUUGGUUUAUUUAUUAUCAAAAUGUUUGCACAUGGAGCUACAGUUUUGUGUGGUGGAAUUUUGGACAGUGGCGCCGACACAUCGAUUGGAUGGCUAUGAUGGGCAUUAAUCUGUCGCUGGCGCCCAAUCAGGAGGCCAUCUGGCAGGAGGUGUACACAGAGACCGGCCUGAAUGCCGAUGAAAUUGAUGCCCAUUUCGCGGGGCCGGCAUUCCAGGCGUGGCAACGCAUGGGCAACAUUCGUGGCUGGGGCGGACCUUUGCCACCGGCACAUCGGCGACUCCAGCAGCUGCUGCAGCAGCGCAUUGUGCAGGCACAACGUGACCUGGGCAUGAGUGUCGCCCUGCCGGCAUUCGCUGGCCAUGUGCCGACGGGGCUGCCACGCAUCUUUCCCACUGCGAAUUUCACAAGCGUCGAGCGCUGGAAUCAAUUUCCCGAUCCCUACUGUUGUGCUCUGUUCAUUGAGCCGAGCGAUCCACUCUUUCAACUGGUGGGCGCACAGUUUCUGCGUCGUGUCAUCCAAAUCUAUGGCAGCAAUCACAUCUACUUCAGCGAUCCCUUCAACGAAAUGCAGCCGCGCAUCGCUGAACCGGGAUACAUAAGUUCCACGGCCAGGGCCAUCUAUAACUCCAUGCGAAUGGUGGACAAAGAUCCGGUGUGGCUGCUACAGGGCUGGAUGUUUCUGGACAAUGCCUACUGGUCGGACGAGCUUAUCGAGGCAUUCCUCACGGCUGUGCCGCGUGGUCGAAUGCUGGUCUUGGAUCUGCAGAGUGAACAGUUUCCGCAAUAUCAGCGAACCUUCUCGUAUUACGGCCAACCGUUUGUGUGGUGCAUGUUGAACAAUUUCGGGGGCACGCUCGGCAUGUUUGGGUCAGCGCAUCUGAUUAACGCUGGCAUUAUGGCGGCACGCUCCAUGCCCAACAGCAGCAUGGUGGGCGUGGGCAUAACACCGGAGGGAAUAGGCCAGAACUAUGCACUCUUCGCACUCACUUUGGAGCAGGGCUGGAGUGGAUCGAAACUGGAGCUAAGCGAUUGGUUCGAUCAGUUCACUUUGACCCGCUAUGGCGUCAAUGAUACGGAUCUAAUCCUCGCCUGGCAACUGCUGCGCGGCAGUGUUUAUCAUUUCCAUGGCUUGCAACGCAUGCGCGGCAAAUAUGCGCUAAACAAACGACCCAGUUUCAACUUGAAGCCAUGGAUCUGGUACAAUGCGUCCAGUGUCGUUGAGGCCUGGCAACUGUUACUGGCGGCCAAUCAAACUAUUCCUGUGGAGGACGACCGAUAUGCCCUCUAUAAGCAUGAUCUUGUGGACAUAACACGCCAAUUCCUUCAACAAAGCUUCGAUCAGGUCUACGUGAAUCUCAAGUCAGCUUAUCGCAAAUCGCAACUGGCUCGAUUUGAAUAUUUGGCUGCUAAGCUGCUGGAACUGUUGGCGGAUAUGGAGCGAAUACUGGCGAGUGGUGAACACUAUCUAUUGGGCAACUGGUUAGAGGCGGCCAAAGAAUUGGCGCCCAGCGCUGAUCAGCGGCACAUCUAUGAGUUCAAUGCACGCAAUCAGCUGACUGCCUGGGGACCCAGCAAUCAAAUACUGGAUUAUGCAACGAAACAAUGGUCCGGCCUGAUGCAGGAUUAUUAUACGCCACGUUGGAGCAUGUUCCUCGACGCCGUCACACUGGCCAUGCACUCCAAGAGGCCAUUCAAUGCCACCGCCUUCAGGCAGCGUGUUGCCAACGAGAUUGAGCUGCCCUUCAGCAACCUGACCAAGGUGUAUCCCACAGAGCCCGUGGGCAGCACUUGGCUCAUCUCACAGGAAAUCCACGACAAGUGGCAAUCGUAUGCGAAAGACACACAAUUUCUACACCAUUGUCGAGUUGCGGUCAAGUUGCUCGAGGGCAACAGCUCAAUUGCUUAACAAUGCCACUCAUCCAACACAAUAAAUGAACACAUAUAAAUAGAUAUUAAUAUAAAUUAUACAUUUGUCGAAGAGGUUUUUCGUUUUUUAGCAGAGACCAGAAAUGAUUUGUGUGAAUUCUUGGAAUAUUUAUCAUACAAAAUAAAUUAGAAACAUUA